CAACAAGAUCACUCGGUGAAAUCAGCAUUUUUGUCAUUGAAAAUAUGGAUUUUGAAAACAAAGUGGUUUUGAUUACUGGAGCAUCUUCUGGAAUUGGAGAAGCAACAUCGAAGUACUUUGCCAAUUUAGGAGCAUCAUUGGUUCUUACUGGUCGUAAAUCAGAACAACUUGAAAGAGUUGGGAACGAAUGCAAGGGGAAUCCAUUGCUUCUGAUUGCUGACGUCACAAAAGUGGAAGAUAACCAGCGAGUUAUUGAUGAAACUAUCGCUAAGUAUGGAAAAUUGGAUGUUCUGGUCAAUAAUGCCGGAAUACUUGCAAAUGGGUCAAUUGAAAACACCAGUCUGCAACAGUACGAUGAAAUUAUGAACACAAACGUUAGGGCUGUUUAUCAUUUAACAAUGUUGGCAGUACCUCAUUUGAUAAAAAGCAAAGGAAACAUAGUAAAUGUGAGCAGUGUAGCCGGCAACAGGUCGUUUCCCGGAAUUUUGGCUUAUGGUAUGUCAAAGACAGCAAUUGAUCAAUUUACUCGCUGUACGGCUUUAGAGCUAGCUCCUAAACAAGUUCGUGUAAAUGCCGUAAAUCCAGGUGUUAUAGUAACUGACAUACACAAGCGAGGAGGAAUGGAUGAGAAGACAUACGCAGAAUUUCUAGAGAAAUGCAAGCAAACCCAUGCAUUAGGUCGUCCUGGCGAGUCAAAGGAAGUUGCUUCAGUUAUAGCAUUUCUCGCAUCCGAUGCUGCUAGUUUUAUAACAGGUGUUACCUUGAAUGUUGAUGGGGGACGCCACGCUAUGUGUCCCCGGUAAAGUCACUUGAGCAUUGCGUUUUUUGGGAUAGUCAAACUUCAAGAUGUUCUCGGAUUAGGCUAACGAAAUUCAUACGAUGAUGUGGGCGCUUGAGACAACGAAGUCUCGUAUGAAUACGCAUACUGAAAUUAAAGGAGCAAGGUGGCCGUUGUCAACAGCACCGCUAACCAGAGAAAGUAGCGCGUACUUUCGUUGACA
Aedes albopictus (Asian tiger mosquito) is the source of this 1001-nucleotide messenger RNA. RefSeq names its product 3-oxoacyl-[acyl-carrier-protein] reductase FabG. NCBI's taxonomy places the organism in Eukaryota, Metazoa, Arthropoda, Insecta, Diptera, Culicidae. Gene Ontology annotation, molecular function: oxidoreductase activity. The coding region runs from base 45 to 803 and encodes 252 amino acids. The transcript is spliced from 2 exons. The record is from RefSeq and is a predicted model, not a curated record.